CCCUGCUGAUAGGGUGUCACUCUCUCUGGGGCGAAGAGGAGGGCAGGCAGUACAAUACAAGCUCUGGGACACAAAUCUACCUGGAAAUCUAUAUUCCUCUUCCUCUGAGCCACACCUAUUCUAGGACCUUCUGGGACCUGUGGAUACCUGGGUCUUAGCCAUGCCUCUCACAACUCCCGCCCCUUCUAACAAGAGGAAGGCCAACAAGAUCAUCACUGACCUGUCCAACAUCACCCAGAAUGAUGAUGAGUCAGAUCCCGAGGCCUCUGAGCUCAACCUGGGCACCAAGAUCAAGACGCCCAAGGACGUGAUGCUGGAGGAGCUCUCCCUGCUCAAUAACAAGGGCUCCAAGAUGUUCAAAAUGAGGCAGCAGAGAGUUGAGAAAUUCAUUGUGACCAACGAGAACAAGCAGAACCUCCAGAACCUGCUGAUGUCCCCACCAAAGCCUGAGAUGCCAAAGGAAGAAGUGGUGGAGGAGACAGUGGAUGAGGAGGUGGAGAAGGAGAAGAGGAAGGAGGAGUAUGUACGCACCUAUGUAUCGCCAUGGGAAAGGGCCAUGAAGGGCAACGAGGAGCUGACAGUCACAAUGAAGGCCUCCAUGCCGGGACCCAUCCAGAUGCACCCAGAACUACCUCUGUACAAGAGCUUCAACAGGACGGCGUUGCCAUUUGGUGGCUAUGAUAAGGCGCCUAAGACACUGACCUUCGAACUCCCAGAAUUCAACGUUGCCACAGAGGAGCCGGAGCCUCUGUCCACCCUGCAGGCCGACAUCCGCUCACGCCCCUCAUUCAACCGCACGCCGAUCGGCUGGGUCUGCAGUGAGGACAACUCACAGAUCCACAUGGACCUGGACAACAUCCCCUUCGACGGAGAGACAGAUGACCUGUGAACACGCAUGCCCACAAAAGCAUAUUUACAGUACAUGUAGCUUGAAACACACAAAGUACAUGCACUGGAACUCAUAAACACAUACAUACAUGGAGAGUACACCCUCACACAGUGUAUACUGUGCAUUAGGCACAGUUCAUAAUUUACACCACAUACACUGACAACAUAAACACUGUUAGAUCUGCUGAGGCUCCCAUGAACACAUGUUGAAAUGUACUUUAACUACCUAGAAUGAAAUAAACAAAAAAGGAUUUAACAAUGA
Molecule: messenger RNA, 1150 nt
Organism: Siniperca chuatsi (mandarin fish)
Lineage: Eukaryota; Metazoa; Chordata; Actinopteri; Centrarchiformes; Sinipercidae
Gene: myoz1b
Product: myozenin 1b
Exons: 6
Coding region: 161-889 (242 amino acids)
Cellular component (GO): actin cytoskeleton; Z disc
Molecular function (GO): FATZ binding; telethonin binding; actin binding
Source: RefSeq, a predicted model, not a curated record